AUGGUCAAUCAACAAUUUACACCACAACAAAGACAAGCAUUUGAAGCGUUUGCUGAAUAUCCCUGGGAUUCAGACGGUGUGUUCCAAGCUGGCCUUGAGAAUAUCAUAGCGGGUUUGCCCAAGGAGAAAAACAGCGGGGACAACAAGCCGACAAAGCUGGAAUUGCAGAAUCGCCAAUUGCUACGAGCCAAGCAUUUCUUUUUUACAAGAUUCAGACAAAACUUUGAUCUCGACGAGUAUCUUGACUAUGAAAAGUAUAAGAAUAUCCCUGUCGAAGAAAGUCCGGCUGUCAAGGCGUAUCGACGUUUGGAAGUUUAUGAUUUUGAAAAUGAUACCAAGUUUUUGGCCGGGUUGCCGACAAUUGUUCGUGGUUGGGUCAAGCAGCAACAAGAACAGGGCAAUUGGGACAAGGCUCGCAUGGACGAAGAGUAUAUUAGAGCUAAAGCAUUCUAUUAUGCAUCUUGUGUGGAGCCUGUUCAUGUUGGAGACUAUAUCGCUUGGACAAAGGAUCGCAAGGAGGCGUCUCAGCCAGCAUGUCCAUAUGCACACAUGUGGCAAAACAAAAAACGCUCUGGAGAUGCAGAGGAUGAAACAUCCAACGAUGGAAACUCAUUUGCCUCGACAGAAGAACCAAAACUGGGGGGUGCGGCGACAAUUACUUUCUCUGGCCCGAAAAGCGGCAACGUGUUGACCAUCGAUCGACUGGGCGAACUAAGCAACCAGCUUGAAAAGGCAGAAAACAGCAAGCGAGUGACAAGUCGAGUUUUACGACCUGUUGCUACAUCCACCUCGACCUUUUCUGUCUCCACUAUGGAUACACGGAACGGCCAGACCACUGUCAAAGACGGCAAAUGUACUAGCGUAGGACUUGCCUUUGCGGAAACAGCAAGCAAAGUCGGCAAGGACGACACCAAGAAUUUAGUGGCAUCACUCGAUGCUGUGGCGGAUGCAUACUACAACUUUGUCUUGGACACGUUCCAACAACAAAAGACGACAGUCACAGUGUUUGAUGCUGCGAUACCCAAUAAUGCACCUUAUGUUGGCCUCUGGCACGGAUUUGUUCGCGUUAUCACGGAGGAUACGUUUUUAGAUAUGGGUCUGCAGUUAUCCUAUGCGCCUGUACCGCCACUUUUAUUGCUAUCAUUGUGUCGUCCGCGCAUGCAGAGCAAACAACCCUUGGCACCAGGCACAGAGCUGUAUCUUGCAUUGGCACCACCCGAGUUGGUGCGAUUGCGUGCUCCAGAGCUGCUGCGGUUGGGCCUUGCCGAUGUGUUUGUGCCAGAUGCCCGUUUGAAAGAAGCGGUGGAUGGCGUGAAGAGGAUGGCAAUGUGUCCUGAACCAGAUACGGCCAUGGCUCUUCAGUUAGUGCUGGCUGCUUAUCAUUCAUACCCGGGUCCUGACCGUUUAGGUGUGUGGGAGAAAGAGAUUCAACAAACAUUUGGGUCAUCCAAAACUUUGGAGGAGCUCAAGACCAAGUUAAAAGGCAUGGACACUCGAUGGAGCAACAAGAUAUUGGAUCAUUGGAAAUCAUUACCGCCAGCGCUUGUCGAGGCUGUGUUCAAGGGUGUGAAAUCGUGUAGUGAAAUGGAUCCAGUCAAAGUACUCGACUUGGAACGACAGUUGAACUGUCGAUGGCGCCGUACCAAAGAGUUUGAACGAUGGCAUCGACAGGACUUGACGACAGCCGAUACCAUGGACUCGGAAAGCGUUGAUUUCUUUUUCAAAGAGUCAGAAAAAACUGACGCGGAGGAUAACGCGACAACCGUUGUUUAUGAGGCACCCAAAGAGGAUACCGAUGAUACAGUGGCUGUAUGUCCAAUUACUGGUCAACGUUCGGACGGAGCGGCGGUGUGUCCUAUCACGGGUCAAAAGGAAACCGAUAAAUGUCCUGUCACUGGACAAAGCUCGACAGCAACGGGAGCCGCGUGUCCUGUCACAGGUCAGCGACAAGAAGAACACGAUGUAUCAGCAUGUCCUGUCGCAGGAAAGAAAGUAUCGGAUGCGCAAACAAUGGUGUGUCCAGUAACCAGACAACAAGCAGCAUCAUGUCCAGUAACUGGGCAACAGGCCGAGGUGCAAUAA
Molecule: messenger RNA, 2082 nt
Organism: Zychaea mexicana
Lineage: Eukaryota; Fungi; Mucoromycota; Mucoromycetes; Mucorales; Lichtheimiaceae
Exons: 6
Coding region: 1-2082 (693 amino acids)
Source: RefSeq, a predicted model, not a curated record